Molecule: messenger RNA, 453 nt
Organism: Aphanomyces invadans
Lineage: Eukaryota; Oomycota; Saprolegniomycetes; Saprolegniales; Verrucalvaceae
Exons: 1
Coding region: 1-453 (150 amino acids)
Source: RefSeq, a predicted model, not a curated record
AUGUUCCAUGACCUCGGUCACGGUGGAACUGACCACCGACGGCGACUCCAUCAUGAUAGACGCACUUGUGUAAGACUGCAAAUCCGAGUCGACGAGGGCGCGCGUGGACAGCCGCUUAUCUUGCGGCGUAGACGGCAUGGCAGCGGCAUUCGUACCUGCCAAUCGGCUCGUUCUGUGGUGGUAUUGCUUUCCUCCGCUGAGGUACUGCCUGUCAACACCUUUCAAAGAGGAUCGACUCUUGAACGACUUGGGCAUGAAUGUCGCAUUCGACGACGCUUGGGACGUUGUCGAGUCGAGCUUGGUCGGGUGUCGAUGUGGAUAAUGCCGAGAUGGGUGGUGGUAGUCAGCUAUGUCGUCGUCAUGGAGGUGCCGCUGCUCAUCCAUGAUCGGCAUGUACGACGACAGAAUGCCGUCCCCUGCGACGCUGCUCAUGUUGUUGGACGCUUCGGAUGA